Molecule: messenger RNA, 2296 nt
Organism: Gastrolobium bilobum
Lineage: Eukaryota; Viridiplantae; Streptophyta; Magnoliopsida; Fabales; Fabaceae
Exons: 17
Coding region: 235-1758 (507 amino acids)
Biological process (GO): FAD biosynthetic process
Molecular function (GO): FMN adenylyltransferase activity
Source: RefSeq, a predicted model, not a curated record
CAUGGAUAGAUAGAGAGAGAUAGGAUAUAUAGAUAGGACCAUUCCAUUCUUGUUUAGUUUCAGAUAACCAACCAAAUUUCACUGUCCAUUCUUAUUCUUCCUAAAUCUCUCUCUGUCCAAUCCCUUUGAUUUCACCAAAAAGGGCACAACCAUUCUUCAUUCAGUUAACAUAGCACAAGCUCAAGCUCAAGCUCAACCCAGUUAACUCACAAGAUUUUGUGUCUCACGGUCAACAUGGAGAUCGAUAAAGCAAUUAGAGAGUGUGAGGAUCGAAGACUUCAGACCAAGUACAAAAACGCCACCAAUGUUAUUCAGAGAGCUUUGGCUUUGUAUUCUAUUGAGGAGGUUGCCUUCAGUUUUAAUGGUGGAAAGGAUUCAACGGUUUUGUUGCAUCUACUCAGGGCAGGCUAUUUCUUGCAUCAAGGGGGGCAUAAUAGUGCCAAUGGGGAUCUAAAAGAUUUUCCAAUUCGAACAAUAUAUUUUGAGAGUCCUUGUGCUUUCCCAGAAAUCAACUCAUUUACCUAUGAUACAGCUGCUACCUAUGGUUUGCAAAUUGACACCAUUCGCUUAGAUUUCAAGUCUGGUUUGGAGGCUUUGCUAAAGGAUAAGCCAAUUCGAGCUAUUUUCCUUGGAGUUCGAAUUGGAGACCCUACUGCGGUUGGUCAAGAACAAUUCUCCCCUAGUUCACCUGGUUGGCCACCUUUCAUGAGAGUGAAUCCCAUUUUAGAUUGGUCAUACAGAGACGUGUGGGCCUUCCUUUUAACUUGCAAGGUGAACUAUUGCAGCCUUUAUGAUCAAGGUUACACUUCAAUUGGGAGCAUCUAUGACACUGUUCCCAACUCAUUAUUAUCCAUUAGCAAUUCUUCCAAUAAAUUCAAACCAGCAUAUUUGCUUGCUGAUGGAAGGCUAGAGAGGGCAGGGAGGGUUAAAAGGUUAUCGUCUACUUGUGGACAACUUCCUGCAAGCAAUGGCUUGGCUUGUCUGGAUUUGCAUAAAAACGGCAUGCUCACAGCAUCAAUCAUUGCUGUGGGAGAUGAGAUUCUGUUUGGCAUUGUUGUGGAUCAGUUGGGACCUUAUUUGUGUGGGAAGCUGCAUUCCAUUGGUUGGUCUGUGCUGCAACUUUCUGUUUUACACAACAAUAUAGAUUCUGUAGCCGAAGAAGUUGAGCGACAGAAAUCUAUAAGUGAUAUGGUAUUUAUAUACGGAGGUGUAGGUCCACUUCAUUCAGAUGUUACCAUAGCAGGCAUUGCAAAAGCUUUUGGUGUUCGUUUGGCUCCUGAUGAAGAAUUUGAAGAAUAUCUCAGGCAUACUAUUGGUGAUCAGUGUACUGGUGACCGGAAUGAGAUGGCUCAAUUGCCUGAGGGCAUAACUGAAUUAUUGCAUCAUGACAAGUUGUCCGUACCCUUGAUCAAGUGCCAAAAUGUAAUAGUACUAAGUGCAACAAAUGAUCUGGAGCUGGAAAAGCAGUGGGACUGUUUGAUUGAAUUAACAAAAUCUAGUGACCUACUAACGUUGCUGGAACCGUAUGUUUCAAAGCACGUGACAACUUAUCUAUCAGAUGUUGAAAUUGCUCAACCUCUGUCAAAGCUUUGUCUUGAAUUUCCAGACCUUUAUAUUGGGUGUUACCGCAAAGCCAGACAUGGAUCUCUUAUAGUCAGUUUCAAAGGAAAGGACCAAGCACGCCUUGAAUCUGCUAUAAAAGCUUUACACAAGAAGUUUCAACAGAAUGAGAAUGUAGCUUUCAUGGAGAUGAACUAGGAUGAUGUUCUACAUGCCAUUAUGGUCCAUUUCUACUGGAUGCCAACAGAAUCAGAAUCUUUUUUGGGUGGGGAUCAUAUCAUUCUCGUAUUAUCUACAAAUAUAAGAUGCAUUGGGAUGGAUAAAGAUGGACUUGGAAGAAAAUCAUUGGUGCUGCUGUCUUGGUAAAAGAAAGAACAAUGGUGCAAAGAGGUGACUGAAGCUUCAAUUCUAUUGUGAUACACAACACAUAUGCUUCAAGGGGAUUGGACAACCAAUUGAUUAUUAUUGAAUUAUUAUUAAAUAUUCUCAAUUUGCAGCACUGGUCUACAAAUAAAUAUACAGGCUUUUUCAUUGAAAAUUCCAUCAGUUAAACCUUUAAAUUAGCAGCUGGAAUUGCAUCAUCAGCUUUGGCUGCUAUUUACCUGACUUUGAUGUUUAUUCAAACAUGCUUGCUCUCUCUAUAGCUGGCAAGAAGCAAGACCAUUUGGUGUAUGAACCAUUUAGCCAAUUUUUUUAAGGGUUAUGUUUAUCUCAUUUUACAUGAGAUAAACAAUUU